Messenger RNA from Salvia hispanica, 1272 nucleotides. RefSeq names its product WRKY DNA-binding protein 57 (gene WRKY57). Gene Ontology annotation, biological process: regulation of DNA-templated transcription. The record is from RefSeq and is a predicted model, not a curated record. Lineage: Eukaryota; Viridiplantae; Streptophyta; Magnoliopsida; Lamiales; Lamiaceae. Gene Ontology annotation, molecular function: DNA-binding transcription factor activity; sequence-specific DNA binding.
UUGCACACAAUUCAUGCGCGUGAACUUCUCUCCAUCUCUCUCACAAUCACACAGUCUCUGUCAACAGAACUUUCCAAGAAAACGAUAAAAGAAAAAAAGGGAAAAAAAUUAAAAAAACCACGAUCAAAUCAAUUGAAUAACAUCUCUUCUACGCGUAAUUCUUUUAUCCUCUUCCCAAAACCCUAGCUUUCUCUCUCCGCGUCUCCACUAUUCGAUUCGCAGCUCCCCAGCUAUGUCCGGCGAAGACAAGCCAGAUCCCGACACUUGGGAGCUCCGCCACAACACCGCCGCCGCCGACAAUUCCUUCUUCUACGCCACUGACGACUACAAAGAGAGCACCAUACUCAGCGAGUUCGGCUGGAAUAUCCCGCCGGAUUCCAAUCGCCACUGCGAUUUCGCCGAUUUUCCCCCGAUCGAGCCGGAUUUGGCACCGAGCCGCAUGGUGGAGGCCUCGCCUUCGAAUCCGUCGGUAUCUUCGAGCUCGUCGGACGAUCCGCCGGAGAAAUCCUCCGUCGCCGCCGCGAAUCCGCCGCCGGACACAGCGGGCAAGCCGAAAAAGAAGGGACAAAAGCGAAUUCGGCAGCCACGUUUCGCCUUUGUCACUAAAAGUGAAGUUGAUCAUCUUGAAGAUGGUUAUAGAUGGCGAAAGUAUGGUCAAAAAGCAGUGAAAAACAGCCCAUUUCCAAGGAGCUAUUAUCGAUGUACAAACAGUAAAUGCAUGGUAAAAAAGAGAAUAGAACGGUCAUUCGAGGAUCCCUCAGUUGUAAUAACAACAUAUGAAGGGCAACAUAGUCAUUACUCAGUUGGAUACCCUAGAGGUGGUAUGGUAACUCAGGAACCUGCAUUUCCCAAUUACUUAACACCUUCUUCUAACAAUCCACACUUGCCAUACCAUCCUAGACUUCCUCAUCCGCCGCAGCCGCCUCUUCAGCCUGCCGCCGGCAGUAGUGGCGGAGGAGAACCCCGUGCACCACCACCACCGGGGGAAGGACUCCUUGGGGACAUCGUGCCGCCUAGAAUGCGAAAUAAUGGGCCAUGAUAUUCGAUGGUAUUAUUGCUAAGCAUGUUAUGAUUUGUCAUUACAGAGUUUUGUAUCCUUUAGUUAUUUUUGUGGGGACUCUAAUCUAAUGUGCUCCAUAAUCUAAUAUUGCUAAGAAUAUAUGGGUUUAGGGUAUUCUAUGUAUAUAUUGUCUAGUAAGAGAUGAUUGUUGGACUGAAUAAGGUCCUUUGCAGAUUUAAUUUUGGUAUACAAAGUUCACAUGAUUCUGAUAA